Molecule: messenger RNA, 1571 nt
Organism: Dromiciops gliroides (monito del monte)
Lineage: Eukaryota; Metazoa; Chordata; Mammalia; Microbiotheria; Microbiotheriidae
Gene: CCND1
Product: cyclin D1
Exons: 5
Coding region: 349-1227 (292 amino acids)
Biological process (GO): regulation of cyclin-dependent protein serine/threonine kinase activity; mitotic cell cycle phase transition; positive regulation of G1/S transition of mitotic cell cycle
Cellular component (GO): cytoplasm; cyclin-dependent protein kinase holoenzyme complex; nucleus
Molecular function (GO): cyclin-dependent protein serine/threonine kinase regulator activity
Source: RefSeq, a predicted model, not a curated record
GGGACUUACAGGAGGGGAGUCGGGCGAGCUGCAAAGUCGUGGAGCCUCCAGAGGCUGGAGCAGCAGUAGCAGCGGCGGCGGCGGCGGCGGCGGCAGCCGAGCAGCCCGGCGGCAUCCGCAGCGUCCGAGCCCCGCGCUCCGCACCGCGAGGCGGGCCACGAGAGGCGCGCCCCCCGCCCCGCCGUCCGGGCUCGGAGCCCCCAGCGCUCCGCACCUCCGCGAGGCGCGCAGCAGCAACAGCCCCGGCAGCGGCGGGCUCCCGCCGGCCGUCCAGCCGUCCGGCCGUCCAGCGGUCCGGCCGCCCGUCCGAGCCCGGGAGCAGCCCGGCCGCCGCCGCCGCCGCCGACCAUGGAGCACCAGCUGCUGUGCUGCGAGGUGGAGACCAUUCGCCGGGCGUACCUCGAUACCAACCUCCUGAAUGACCGGGCGCUGCAGACCAUGCUCAAAGCCGAGGAGACGUGCUCGCCCUCCGUCUCGUACUUCAAGUGCGUGCAGAAGGACAUUCUCCCCUACAUGCGCAAGAUCGUGGCCACCUGGAUGCUCGAGGUGUGCGAGGAGCAAAAAUGCGAAGAGGAAGUCUUCCCCCUGGCUAUGAACUAUCUGGACCGGUUCCUGUCCCUGGAGCCGCUGAAGAAGAGUCGGCUGCAGCUGCUGGGGGCCACCUGCAUGUUCGUGGCGUCCAAGAUGAAGGAAACCAUCCCCCUGACGGCGGAGAAGCUGUGUAUCUACACGGACCACUCGGUGCGGCCCGAGGAGCUGCUGCACAUGGAGCUGCUCCUGGUGAACAAACUCAAGUGGCACCUGGCUGCCAUGACCCCUCACGACUUCAUUGAACACUUCCUGUCCAAGAUGCCCGUGCUGGAGGAGAACAAGCAGAUAAUCCGCAAACACGCCCAGACCUUUGUGGCUCUCUGUGCUACAGAUGUGAAAUUCAUUUCCAACCCGCCUUCCAUGAUUGCUGCGGGGAGUGUGGUGGCCGCUGUCCAGGGCCUGCACUUGGGAAGCACCAACUCCUUCCUCACCUAUCAGCGCCUCACCAGAUUCCUGUCUCAAGUUAUUAAGUGUGACCCAGACUGCUUGCGAGCCUGCCAGGAGCAGAUCGAGGCUCUCCUAGAGUCUAGCCUUCGCCAGGCCCAGCAGCACAGCUCAUCCUCGGUCCCCAAGAACAUGGAGGAGGAGGGAGAUCUGUCCUACACGCCCACUGACGUGCGAGACGUGAACAUUUGAGGGGCCGGCCGUCUGCUGGGGGGUCGCUGAGUCUGGAGGCAAACAGAGGGCACCUGGGGAAGGAGGCGGCCGAGGCGCCGCCGUGUCAGAACCCACCCCCCACCCCGACUCCCCAACGUUAACCUUCUCCUGGACACUGUUCUACAGAAACGGGCCCCCCAUUCUCCCCGAUACUGUCCUCUCUCUCGCUCUCUUCCCCUCCAUCCACAACUCGCAGAAACCAUCCCAAAAACGGUCUCAGAAAAACAAAGAGGGAAGAAAGGAGUGGUGCGGCCUCGGGGAAGGGGCUUCGCGCCGCGCAUAGAUGCUUUUAAACUCUAAUAAUCAACUAGUUUUUAUAUUAA